ACACUGAAUACUGAAUACGAUCAAUCGGCGGCAAAUCGGCUGCUUUCGACGGCCCUAACUCCGGCUGGAUAUGCUCAGAAGUACAGAGAAAUUGUAAGAAAAUGCCGAAGAGGACGACUCACACAUAUUCGAGUGAAGACGCAAGACCUGACGGUCCCGAUUCCGAUCUUUUCGUUUACUACUGCAAACACUGUGGAUCUCAUGUCCUCAUCACUGAUACCCAGUUGCAGAAGAUGCCAAAAAGGAAGACCGAUAAAGCACAUGUUCUAGACAAGAGUAAACAUCUUGCAAGGCUAAAUGUGAAUGAAGCUGGAAAAGUUCUUCUGAAACGUGGAGAAGGUAAAUUGGAGAAGCAAUUCAGAAUGAACUGCAUGGGAUGUGGGCUGUUUGUUUGCUAUCGGUCAGAGGAAGAUUUGGAGUUUGCAUCAUAUCUAUACGUUAUUGAUGGUGCUCUCAGUGCAGUUGCUGCUGAAACCAACCCUCAGGAUGCUCCAGUACCCCCUUGCAUAACACAAUUAGAAGGAGGCCUUGUUCAAGUGGCGAUAGAAGUAGAAGACCGUGCACAACGUUCUGCAGUUACAAGAGUAAAUGCUGAUGACGUUCGAGUAAGUGUGGCUGCACCCGCAGCUCGUGGUGAAGCUAACAAUGAACUUCUAGAAUUCAUGGGCAAGGUAUUAGGUUUGAGAUUGAGCCAGAUGACUCUUCAGAGAGGAUGGAAUAACAAAUCAAAGCUCCUCGUGGUGGAGGAUUUGUCGGCUAGGCAGGUAUAUGAGAAGUUGCUGGAGGCGGUUCAGCCCUAAGCCUUGGAACACAUAAAGAUGUAUUAAGACCUUUCUCCUCAGCUUCUGAAGUUUAAUUUGUAUUUCAAAAACAUGGAUCCAAUACUUCUAAUACAUUUCAGUUCACAAGAAAGCUUGGAAGUUGAGUAUCCUAGUUUGUAGGAUGACAAAUCUCAAGAGUGCUUGCUUUAUUUGAAAACACAUUUUCUGUAUUUUUUCAUUUCUGACAGAUUAGUCUGAUCGAUGUGGAUCCUGUUUGUACUUUGUAUCACAUUUAAUCAUGUUCUUUUGUUGGCUAAAUAUU
Impatiens glandulifera is the source of this 1083-nucleotide messenger RNA. Its product is annotated as UPF0235 protein At5g63440. Lineage: Eukaryota; Viridiplantae; Streptophyta; Magnoliopsida; Ericales; Balsaminaceae. The record is from RefSeq and is a predicted model, not a curated record. Bases 102 to 800 code for a protein of 232 amino acids. The transcript is spliced from 7 exons.